GUCUUGUCAUUGCCUUCUUAUUGCAGUUUGCAUUUGUUCAUUAACUUGUAUUUCUUUUUAUAACUGUCUCAGAAAGGAUUAGUGAAUAUUUUUAUAUAGGACAUAAAUUUUCUUCAAGAGACAUUUAGGUUAUAUUGGGGAUAUUUUGUGGGGAAAAAAAUUCCCUUUGAAAAGCGGUGAAUUUUAGCAAGCUUACCUUAGUUGUCUUAGUAGGAAAUAAGCUAUCAGAUGAUUUCAAGAAUAAUUCCGCUCCCCACUGAAUUUUUCCCCCUUCUACCUCAAGUAAAAUGGGGUAACUGAUGUUAAAUUCCUUCCUCCCGGAGUGAACAGCGUGUCUUUCUUCCUUAGCGCCAGUGCUUAGCACUGCUGAGCCGCUUUGGUGGCUCUGACCGACUGCGGCAGUUUAAAUUCCAGGACGAUAAUGUGGAGGGAGAUCGGGUGAACAAGAAAGAUGAGAUAGAGCUGGCCAUGCAGCAGAUUUGUGCCAAUGUAAUGGAAUAUUGCCAGUCGCUCAUGCUACAGAGCUCCCCUACCUUCCAGAAUGCUGUGUGUCUCUUCACCCCUAGCCUCUCAGAGACCAUUAACAGAGAUGGGCCACGGCAAGAUACCCAGGUUCCAGUGGUUCCAUAUUGGCGCCUGCCUGGCUUGGGCAUUAUUGUCUACCUGCUGAAACAGAGUGCCAGUGAUUUCUUUAGCUAUUAUGACAGCCACCGACGCAGUCUCAACAAGCUACAGAAUGUAGAGCAACUUCCCCCAGAUGAGAUAAAGGAGUUGUGCCAGUCUGUGAUGCCUGCUGGUGUCGAUAAAAUCUCUACUGCGCAGAAGUGUGUCUUAGCGAGACGCCGUCUGGUGAAACUGAUCAAUAAUCGUGCCAAGCUGCUGUCCCUCUGUUCCUUUAUCAUAGAGACCUGCCUGUUUCUUCUUUGGCGCCAUCUGGAGUAUUACUUGUUACACUGCACUCCAACGGAUUCCCAAGAUUCGCUGUUUGCCUCUAGAACUUUAUUUAAAAGCAGAAGACUACAAGAUUCCUUUUCUUCAGAACCCAACCUGGACUUCAGAAGUGGGCUGGCUGUAGUGAGCCAACAUGAUAUAGACCAGCUUCAGUCUGAUGCCAUCAAUGCUUUUGGAGAAUCACUACAAAAGAAGCUGCUGGACAUUGAAGGGUUAUAUUCCAAAGUUCGCUCCCGCUACAGUUUCAUCCAGGCCCUUGUCAGACGCAUCCGUGGCCUGCUGAGGAUAUCGAGGAGUUGAGAGCCAUAUUUAUGCUCUUCUGUGGAAGAGAUGAACUGAGGAAAACCAUCUCCUUUUUAUAGAUGACUUUAUUUCUAAAUUAUGACCAAAAGAUAUUUUGCUAUUUCUUUCUUGAUAUAUGGACAUCUUUUCUGUAAACCUGCCUUAUUUCACCCUUACUUGUGAACAAUAAAAUACUUUUUAAAAAAUAACAAAACAUA
Microtus ochrogaster (prairie vole) is the source of this 1451-nucleotide messenger RNA. RefSeq names its product nuclear pore complex protein Nup205-like (gene Nup205). Gene Ontology annotation, molecular function: structural constituent of nuclear pore. NCBI's taxonomy places the organism in Eukaryota, Metazoa, Chordata, Mammalia, Rodentia, Cricetidae. The transcript has 7 exons. The coding region runs from base 469 to 1251 and encodes 260 amino acids. The record is from RefSeq and is a predicted model, not a curated record. Gene Ontology annotation, cellular component: nuclear pore; nuclear pore inner ring. Gene Ontology annotation, biological process: nuclear pore organization.